AGUAGCCCGAACAAUAACAAGUCGAGAUUCCGACUAAACCGAAAGCGAACAUUUUAGACAGAAACCUUUUGGGGAAUUCAGAAAAAUGCGACAUCUUUGACAUUUAUAGGUUCUCACAUCAUCUGAACUCGUGGCGUCAAGAGGAACAAAAUCAGUUCGAAAGGAUGCACUCCACUGACAAGUGUUUUCAGCGUCUGGAGAGCUCAGAAGUCUACCAGAAAAGCCCUGAUGAAGAGUCAUGUGACGAGGAGAUGGACACAUCGGAGGCAAAGUGGCACUGGUUCUUCCUUGCGGAGUGUGGCAUCUGGCAUAUGUUUGAAGAAGUUCCGAGCACAGGUUGUUCUGUCACCAAUGAGCAAAUUGAGCAAAACUACAGCAAGAAUCAGCAUGGUUCAAUGGACUUCUAUACAGCUAAAUAUACCUAUAAAAUAGACUUUUCCGCUAUGAAACAAUUAAAUGUGACGACUGGGAAAGAGAGGCCAAUAAGGAGAGCAUUACAGUCAGCUACUGACUUCAGAUUCAUCUGUGAUAACCUGGCUCUACCUGUUCCUAGUCACUGGGAGAGAGUUAAUACAGAUGAACCCUAUCAGCUGAUUGCUCUAUGUAGAGAUACAUUUGAGUACAAGGAAGUGUCCCGAUUAUACGAGAGAACCAUGAACCAGCCUAUCAGAUCCAUUCAGAGGAUACAGAACCUGGACCUCUGGGAGUUUUUCUGCAGGAAGAAGGCCCAGUUGAGGAAGAUAAAGCGUGGUGGAGACAUUGAAGAAAAGAUGCUCUUUCAUGGAACUGGCCACAGCAAUGUGCAGGCCAUCUGCGCAUACAACUUUGACUGGCGUCUCACAGGAAGUCACGGUGAUGUCUAUGGCAAAGGAAGCUAUUUCGCACGUGACGCAAAGUAUUCCAGCAAGUUUUGUCAUUCGACUAGCAAGCACAACUUUAUCCUACAGAGACAUGGUCUAGCACCUGCUAUUUUCCAGACUGAGCCACCUUACAAGUGCAUGUUCCUGGCAAGGGUUCUCAUUGGGGAAUAUACACUGGGUCACCCUCAGUACUGCAGACCGCCCUCUAAAGACAUGAGCAUUGCCAACUUCUUUGACAGCUGUGUGGAUGAUGUAAUCAACCCUAAGAUCUUUGUCAUAUUCGACAGCAACCAGAUCUAUCCGGAAUACCUUAUUGAAUUUUACUGAUGUCAAAGACAAAAAAAAACAACAACAAAAA
Myxocyprinus asiaticus (Chinese sucker) is the source of this 1218-nucleotide messenger RNA. RefSeq names its product protein mono-ADP-ribosyltransferase PARP11-like. Bases 165 to 1187 code for a protein of 340 amino acids. The record is from RefSeq and is a predicted model, not a curated record. The transcript has 8 exons. Gene Ontology annotation, molecular function: NAD+ poly-ADP-ribosyltransferase activity; zinc ion binding. Lineage: Eukaryota; Metazoa; Chordata; Actinopteri; Cypriniformes; Catostomidae.